AUGGCUGAAUCUGUAACUCCAAGUAAUCCAUUGGCAAAUUCUAUUUCUUUAAAUGGAGAAGAAAUUAAUCCGUCAGUACCAACAAUGCCAACAACAGAUACUGACAUUGCACCAACACACACAACAACUAUUACAAAUCAACCAGUCACUGAUGAACAUGGUAGUAAUGAAACUAUUGUUACAAAAAAAGGAAGAAGACUUCACCAAUUUGGGACAAUUUUGAUCAAGUUGAAAGUUCUGAAGGUACAAAAGCUAUUUGCAAGAUGGAAUCUUCAAAAAAGGAUUUUGAGUUUUGUUCAGGUACCUGCUCCUAGACGUGGCAUUGAUGUUGCGGAUGCUAUUUUCAAGUGUUUGAAGACUUGGGGAAUUGAAAACAAAGUCUUCUCAGUAUCUGUUGACAAUGCUUCCUAUAAUGAUUCAUGUCUAAGGGCUCUUAAGGAUACUAUUUCAGAUAACAACUCAUUACCUGUUGGUGGUAGUUUGUUUCAUGUUAGGUGCUGUGCACACAUUCUGAAUUUGUUGGAAAGAGAACCUCACUACAAUUACGAACCAUCAUCAGAGGAUUGGAGGAAAGUUGAGAAGAUUUACAAACUUUUAAAAGUUUUUAAUCUUGCUACUCAUGUCAUUUCUGGUAGUGAGUAUCCUACUGCAAACUUGUACCUUCCUGAAGUUUGGAGAGUGAAACAAGUAAUUGAUGAUGCUAUUGAAGAUAGAGAUUCCUUCAUGAGAGAAAUGGCAACCUCAAUGAAAGAAAAGUUUGACAAAUAUUGGGGAGAAUGCAAUAUGGUAAUGUCUCUUGCUUGUGUUUUGGAUCCUAGGUGCAAAUUACAUGUUAUUAAAUUCUGUUUUCCUUUAAUUUACAAACCUGAAUAUGUGGCUACUGAAAAUGUUGAAAAAGUGAAGAAUACAUUGCAAGAAAUGUAUGAUGAAUAUGCUGAAAAGUGUCAUGGUGAGACAAUAAUAAGUGGAGUUAAUACUAAUAGUCUAAUUGCUUCUUCUAACGUGGUUAGUUCUGAAAUUAGUGGAAUUGAUGAAAUGUUGAAUAUGGUUCGAGAAAAAGAAGCCAUUCAUCCAACAAAAUCAGAAUUAGAAGUUUAUCUUGAUGAGAGUGCUUACAUUCCUGAAGGCAAUUCUAAGUCUUUUAGUGCUUUGGAGUGGUGGAAAAAUAAUAGCUUGAAAUUCAAGGUUUUAUCUAAAAUGGCAACGGACAUACUAGCAAUUCCUGUAUCAACCGUGGCUUCAGAGUCUUCAUUUAGUGCUGGAGGAAGAGUUAUUGAUGAAUAUCGUUCUCGACUAAAUCAAGAGUCUAUUGAAGCUCUCAUUUGUGGAGGAGAUUGGCUUCGGAACAAGUAUGGUUUGAAGAAAAAACCAAAGGUUACAGGCCAGGCUAAGGCCAAUAUACUCUAUUACAGGCCUGGCCUGUUAAGACUAAAGCCUGACCUGGCCUGGCCUGUUUCCACCCCUACUUACUGGGAGCGUCCUUUCUGUGAUCUUAUAGAUUAG
Molecule: messenger RNA, 1503 nt
Organism: Arachis ipaensis
Lineage: Eukaryota; Viridiplantae; Streptophyta; Magnoliopsida; Fabales; Fabaceae
Product: zinc finger BED domain-containing protein RICESLEEPER 2-like
Molecular function (GO): DNA binding; protein dimerization activity
Source: RefSeq, a predicted model, not a curated record